Molecule: messenger RNA, 210 nt
Organism: Clunio marinus
Lineage: Eukaryota; Metazoa; Arthropoda; Insecta; Diptera; Chironomidae
Source: the annotation of a GenBank genome assembly
AUGGAUGUUGAUAUAAAAGUUGAAGUUAAAAGUUUAUUCUUGAGACAAUUUGAUGAACGUCAGGCAACCUUCAGGGAAUUGCCAGACCUGACGAGAAAUUCUCGACAUUUCUUCAUUCAUUUUCACAUCAGGGGCCGAUUUCACAGAUCCAUUAGACAUUUAAUUAAGACUUUUGCCAUAUGUAACGUCUCGAAAUCAGCAACAUUGUAG